UGCUUUGAAGAUUGCGAGCCCACGACGGUCCUGAUCCUUGCAAGGGGCUGUUGCGCGCCCUCUCGCGCAAUGGGAGUACUUGUGGGUGACAGAUCUGCAGUCAGAGUGGUCUUCUUGGCACCUGCUUCUGCUAGAAAAUUGCUGCCUGCCAAAGGGGGACUGCGUAGAGAAAAACUGCUGCAACACUGACCCCCCACCCCACCCCCAGCCACCCCCAUUUUUGUGGCUGGCAAAGCAACCAAGCCUUCGUUGGUCCGUUCAGAAGAGACAUGGCUGGAGCCCCUUCGUCUGCCCUUUGGGACCCCGUGACUUUCGAAGAAGUUGCCAUCUACUUUUCCCGGGAGGAAUGGGAGGAGCUGGCUGACUGGCAGAAAGAGCUCUACAAGGAUGUCAUGAGGGACAAUUACGAGACCCUGGUUUCUUUAGGUCUUGCUGCCUCCAAGCCCAACAUCAUCCAGCGGAUUGAGCAAGGGGAGGAGCCAUGUGUUGAGAGGCCCCAAGAACGGAGGGCAGGCGAGAUUCCAAGUGAUGUCUCUUCAGGCAACCAGUUACUGAUAAAGAAAGAGUGCUGCCGACAGGAAAAUCUCGAGCAAGUGCCAUGGCACCUGGUGCGUCCAGAGGCAUCUGUGGGGAGUCUGAAUAAUGGAAGGGUCUAUGAAUUGCCCACCUGGCCAGGAGCCCAUCUCAGUCACUCAGCCUUGACUGGGAUGGCUCCACUGCCUCCCUGGCAUACUGAACUCCGCUGGGCAAACUGCACUGUGGCAGGCAAGGAGCCAACACCCAUCGAGCUUCAUGCAGGGCAUUCCGGUACCCCUGUGGGUGCCUUCUGGCCUGUGCAUAUUGCUGUUCCUCAGCCCAGUACUCAUGAGGAGAUGCUGCUGAUCUGCACCCAGUGCCAAAAAUGCUUCCCUGCCCGUUCUGCUCACAGUGUCCCCGCUGUGGCACCAACAGGAGAGGUGACCCAAGUUUGCCCUGAGUGUGAGAGUGGCCAUGUGAAGAGCUCUCCUGCUGCCAUUGCAGACCAGCAAAGCCACGUUAGAAAGCAGUCUUGCACAUGUACACACUGUUCAGUGUUCAGUGUCCGUCAGAGAGUUCCCAAAGAGGAGAGGCCCUACAAGUGUGGGAAGUGUGACAAGAGCUUCCGGUACAUGCACGAGUACACGUGGCACCAGAAGGCACAUGCUGGAGAGAAGAUCUACAAGUGCAGUGAGUGCGAAAAGGUCUUCCGGCACAAGCAGGAACUCAUGUGGCACCAGCGGACCCACACAGCAGAGUGGCCCCACAAAUGCAGCACAUGUGAGAAGAACUUCCGUUUCAAGCAGGAGCUGACGUGGCACCUGAAAACCCACUCUGUGGAACGACCUUACAAAUGUGCUGAGUGUGAGAAGAGCUUCCGGUUCAAGCAGGAGUUCAUGUGGCACCAGAGGGCCCAUGUUGGAGACCGGCCUUACAAGUGCUCCGAGUGUGAGAAAAGCUUCCGAUUCAAGCAGGAGUUCACCUGGCACCAGAGGAGCCACGCUGGAGAGAAGAUCUACAAGUGUCCAGGCUGCGAUAAGAGCUUUCGGUACAAGCAAGAAUUUAUCUGGCACCAGAGAAUCCACACCGGGGAACAGCCCUACCCGUGUGCUUCAUGUGAUUCCACCUUCACUUGCAGGCAAGAGUACAUGCGCCACCAGCGGCUGCAUGAUGGGGAGAAGCCCUACCAGUGCCCUCACUGUGAUAAAACCUUCCGCCGGGGCUCUACCUUGAUCAGGCAUCGGCGGAUCCACAUGAGCGAGGGGCCUUUCAAAUGCUCUCACUGCGACAGAACCUUUGGCCAGAGUGCCAACCUUAUCAAACACCUGCGGAUCCACACAUUGAAGAGUGAGACUGGGGAGAAUACGGCAGAAUGGGGCCCCUGCUCGCAAAGCUCGGGUACGCCGGUUCAGCAAGAGGCGGUGAGCGUGCUGAGCCUGAAAACUGUUUCUGUUGGUGCACUUUUCUUGCUAAAUCUGCCGGAGCCCAAGCCGGGAAAAGGCCCAGCCAGGGAGUCCAAUAUUUGGGAACCUCAAAUAUGA
This is a messenger RNA of Eublepharis macularius, 2057 nucleotides long. RefSeq names its product zinc finger protein 34-like. The coding region runs from base 270 to 2057 and encodes 595 amino acids. The transcript has 5 exons. The record is from RefSeq and is a predicted model, not a curated record. NCBI's taxonomy places the organism in Eukaryota, Metazoa, Chordata, Lepidosauria, Squamata, Eublepharidae. Gene Ontology annotation, biological process: regulation of DNA-templated transcription.